This is a messenger RNA of Lycium ferocissimum, 958 nucleotides long. RefSeq lists its product as uncharacterized. The record is from RefSeq and is a predicted model, not a curated record. The transcript has 2 exons. NCBI's taxonomy places the organism in Eukaryota, Viridiplantae, Streptophyta, Magnoliopsida, Solanales, Solanaceae. Bases 85 to 777 code for a protein of 230 amino acids.
UUGCACAGCAAAUAUAAUGAUCUACAUCAUCCAACUUUUUUUUCCUUCACAAUUCUUUUUCACAAAGAAGAGAAGAAAACUAUAAUGGCUUUCAAAAAAGAGUACCUUGAUUUGUUCUUGGUACCAAGUGGUCUAAUUAUUAUGGUUGGUUAUCAUCUCUAUUUGCUCUAUAGAUACCUCAAAGUUCCUCACACUACUGUCAUGGGGUUUGAAAACAAUGACAAAAGAGCUUGGGUUGAAAAAAUUAUGUUGGACGAUAAAAAGAAUAUUGAUACAGCUCUAACUGUUCUAGGAUCUAGUCUCUCUGGAGCAACAUUCUUGGCAUCUGUUUCACUAAGUUUGAGUUUUCUCAUUGGAGCUUGGAUGGCCAACAAUAGUGUUUUUAGCAGCGAAAUAAUAUACGGCGACACAAGAUUAGAAACCAUGUCCAUCAAAUUCAUUAGCCUGCUACUCUGCUUCAUGCUGGCGUUUUCGUGCUUUGUUCAAUCGUCAAGGUGCUUCAUUCACGCGAAUUACCUAAUUAGUACCCCCGAUACUGACAUACCGAUUAGCUAUGUUGAAUUGGCUGUCAUUAAGGGAGGUGAUUUUUGGUCGCUAGGACUUAGAGCACUUUAUUUUGCUACACCUUUGUUGUUGUGGUUUUUUGGCCCGAUUCCUAUGUUUGUUACGUCGAUUGGAAUGGUAUUCCUACUCCAUUACCUUGACAAGAACACGAAACAAUUGCAUAGACAUCGGUCUUCCGUAAUAGGAAAGCAGCCAUACGAGAGACUCGAGUAGGAAAGCUGAUAUCGAACGUUAGUUAUGUGAAAUUGCUAUGUAGUGUGAGAGAUGUGCCCAUGAAGCUUGUCAAGAUGUUGACUAUUCAUAUCAUAGAAUGAGCCACGUAUAUAAGACUCUACAAAAUAUGGAAUAUAUUCUCUGGUUAUCUGAAGUAAUGUAAGCAAUUACAAUCCCUUCA